Messenger RNA from Saccostrea echinata, 1545 nucleotides. RefSeq lists its product as uncharacterized. The transcript is spliced from 11 exons. The coding region runs from base 1 to 1545 and encodes 514 amino acids. Gene Ontology annotation, molecular function: ABC-type transporter activity; ATP binding; ATP hydrolysis activity. Lineage: Eukaryota; Metazoa; Mollusca; Bivalvia; Ostreida; Ostreidae. Gene Ontology annotation, cellular component: plasma membrane. The record is from RefSeq and is a predicted model, not a curated record.
AUGAAGACAAGAUCUAACGACGCCAUUUUGACCUUCACUGAUAUUUGUUUGACCUUGAAAGAAAAGACUAUUCUAACAAACAUAAAUGGGAAAGCCAGAAGUGGGCAGAUCUUGGCCAUCAUGGGCCCAACAGGGUCAGGAAAAACUUCUCUUCUUAACAUUUUGGCGGGAAAUCUUACACUGACGUCAGGAACGAUAACUUACAAUGGGAACCCCUUCACGAAACUUCAACGGCGGAAACUGGCGUAUGUUCUACAGAGUGACAUAUUUCUUUCAAGACUCACGCUAAGGGAAACUCUCUAUUUUACCGCCAUGAUACGACUUCCUGAUCACGUGACAAAAGCAGAUAAGAUGGCGCGAAUCGAUGAAAUUGUAGAUGCACUUCACCUGCGCAAAUGUUUGGACACUGUGGAGCUGUUAACCACAAAUAACGAAGUCGUAAAUAAAAUUCUUGAAGCAUCAGAGAAAGCUAAGGUGAAGGUCGAAAAUGCAGAACUCGGUAAUGGCAAGGAGUCGACCAUUAAUGGUGAUGGCACAUCAAAAAUAGCACCAUCACUCACAAACGGACACGCUAAUGAACCAGCAUCUAAUGGUCAUGUCAUUCCUCUUUUAUACCACAAAACGGAUCCUACAGAGAUUGUGCUUAAUGUUUCAUCUCUUAAACACGUUUCAACAAGCAAUCUAGAACGUCCACUCAACACAAAGUGGGCAGCCUCAUUUUGGACACAAUUUCGCAUGUUGUCUUGGCGAAAUGCAAAACAAUCAAAAUGGAGGAUUUUUGACGAAUGUAACCUUAUUCACGCCCUGAUUGUUGGCAGUAUUUUUUGUGUUAUUUAUUAUCAGAUACCAAGUUCUAACGACACACUUCGAGACAGGAUGGGAGCGGUUUUCUUUCCUCUGGUAUAUUGGGGAUUCGCAAUGGUGACUGAUGCUGUUACCAGUUUUAUUGGAGAACGAGAGGUUGUGAGGAAAGAGAGAAGAGCAGGUGCCUACCGCCUGUCUGCCUAUUACACGGCUAAGAUGGUCAGUGAACUUCCAAUGAUGAUUGUGGUGCCUAUUGCCCAGCUUUCGGCCAUGUACUGGUUGGCAGGGAUUGGGGGACCGGUGCAGUUUGCCAUUUAUUUAGGAAUAAAUCUUCUGAAUUGUUUUACCACUCAGAGCAUAGGGUACAUCAUUGGAGCCUGUGUCCGCACAUUUAAGUACAGCAUUACAGCCGUCAACACUGUGAUGGUGGUAUUCCUUAUAUUAGGUGGAUUUUUUAACACGUCUUUCCCCACAUGGUUUACUUGGGCUAAGUAUACUUCAUUCCUGCACUAUCCCUUUGCUGCCAUUGUGACUGUUUUAUUCGGAGAUAUAGAACCAUUCAGGUGCGGAAACCCUCAAAUAUUCAAGAAGUGCCAAAAUGAAAAAGAGCUUAUCACAGGAAGUGACGUGUUACACAGUGUAGGAAUUGAUCUCCCUGUUUAUUGUUGUGUAGGAACGAUGGUGGUCUUGAUUAUUUUGUUACGUAUUCUUGGAUAUUAUGCCAUUAAAUACAGGUUGUAG